Umbelopsis ramanniana AG is the source of this 1101-nucleotide messenger RNA. RefSeq lists its product as uncharacterized. The record is from RefSeq and is a predicted model, not a curated record. NCBI's taxonomy places the organism in Eukaryota, Fungi, Mucoromycota, Umbelopsidomycetes, Umbelopsidales, Umbelopsidaceae. The transcript has a single exon. The coding region runs from base 198 to 941 and encodes 247 amino acids.
GAGGUGUACACGCUCAUGGAAAAGUAGGACAGGGAGUCCAAAAGUUUAACCGCCUUGGAAAAAAUAAGAUAUAAAGCUGGACGUAAAUUGAGGAAUUUCAAGGCACUUCUUUUCAUACCUGUAGUAGUGCGGAAAAUCCACCGUGUCUUUAUCCCUUUCCUCCCCUUUACCCUCAUUUCACCUAUUUUAACUACCCCAUGUCGCUCAUUUCCUCCAUUUUCACUUUGUCAACCAUUGCAAGCGCCAUGCUCUUGCUUCCCAUUGACGCUGCUGGCGUGCAAAACCUCAUUGGCAACUCACUGGCUGCUCAAACCACCACUGAAUCGUCAGCUUCAUCAUCUGAGAAAACGACCACUCCAGCUCAGCAGACCACUACCACCACCACCACUGAAGCAACCACCACCACCACCACAGAACAACCCACUACUACAGCAGCGCCUGCGACGACCACCACCACGGUUGCUCCAGUCACCACACCUUCCGUCGUGUCAGUAAGCUCCGUUGCUCUCACGUCGUCAUCCGUUCCUGCCACGAGCUCCUUCCCUACCACAUCCCUUUUGACGACCACUUCUCUUUUACCAUCGUCUUCCCUCGCAUCGUCCUCCAUCUCGUCUGCAACUCCUACCCCCACCGCUGCUAGCGACAAUUCAUCUUCUUCAUCCAAUCACACCGUUCCUAUUGCCAUCGGUGUCGUUGUUGGUGUCGUUUUACUUGGCGCCGUUGGCUUCGCUUAUAGAAAGAUGAGGUCCCGUCGUCAACAGAGACAACAUGCAUGGGAAGAAGAUUUCGGACCCAUGACUCAACCCAGAGAUAGUACUUACGGCAUGUACGAUAACAGUGACCCUUUCAAAUCCACAUUGGAUCAAUACCAUAGGACUCCUGAUCAGCCAGUGUACGGUGAAUAUCACCAACCUCAACAAAACUACCAGCAUACGUACUAGUACAGCUCAUCCCUCUGCACGCUUUGGCUGCAAUCCUCCCUUUGUACGUGUCUCCGCCUACGCAAGCUUCCGUGCAAUCCUCUUUUUUAUUUUUCUCUCUUCUUUACAUGAGAGAACAAAAAAGAGAAUUGCGCGCCAUGUAGUUGUCCCAUAUCGUUUA